This is a messenger RNA of Adineta steineri, 2958 nucleotides long. The record is from the annotation of a GenBank genome assembly. Lineage: Eukaryota; Metazoa; Rotifera; Eurotatoria; Adinetida; Adinetidae.
AUGAGCUCAUCAGGAUUGCUUUCUUUAUGUGCUCGACGUUCGAUUCGUCCAUUUCAAUUGCCUAUGGUCGUUUUUCAAUCACAUAAACGAACACUUCAUGAUCAAUCUGAAACACAAGGAGCUGAUUCAAAUCCAGCUUAUGAUUUUGUACGACGUCAUAUCGGUCCAAAUGAACGACAAACAAAAGAAAUGCUUCAAACACUUGGUUUACAAACAAUGGAUGAACUUAUUGAUAAAACAGUUCCAUCAACUAUUAGAUAUCGUGGUACCAUGAAUAUUCCUGAGGCACUUUCUGAGCAUCGUGCUUUAAAAGAAGCCGAAGAAAUUGCAUUAAAAAACGAAGUCUGGAGAUCAUACAUUGGUCUUGGAUAUAAUGAUUGUAUUAUUCCAACAGUUAUUCAACGAAAUCUUUUUGAAAAUCCCGGAUGGUAUACACAAUAUACGCCAUAUCAAGCUGAAUUAUCUCAGGGACGUUUAGAAAGUUUACUCAAUUAUCAAACUGCUAUUAGUGAUAUUACAGGACUUCCUUUUGCUAAUGCAAGUUUACUAGAUGAAGGAACAGCAGCUGGUGAAGCUAUGGCUAUGUGUUUUAGACAUAAUAAACGACCACGAAUGUUUAUUAGUGAUCAACUUCAUCCACAUGUUAUAGAAGUUAUUCGAACACGUGCAAGUGGAUUUCGUGUUCAAAUUGAAAUCUUACCGAUUGAUAAAAUGGAUUUUUCAACAAAAGAUGUGGCUGGUGUUAUUUUUCAAUAUCCAGAUACAAAUGGAAAUAUCUGUGAUCCAUCAGGUUUAAUCGCUCGAGCAAAAGAAAAUGGAACAGUUGUUAUCUGUGGUUCAGAUUUGUUAGCUUUAUGCCUUCUUAAACCUCCUGGAGAAAUGAAUGUUGAUAUAUGUUAUGGAAAUUCUCAACGCUUAGGUGUUCCACUUGGUUUUGGUGGUCCUCAUGCUGCUUUUUUUGCAUGUGCAGAACAAUUUAAACGUGAUAUGCCAGGUCGCGUAGUUGGAUUAACAAUUGAUUCACAUGGAGCAAAAGCUUAUCGUUUAGCUCUUCAAACACGUGAACAACAUAUUCGACAAGAAAAAGCCACAAGCAAUAUUUGUACUGCGCAAGCAUUACUUGCAAAUAUGGUUGCAAUGUAUUGUUUAUAUCAUGGUCGACAAGGUCUUCGAAAUAUUGCAACAAAAAUUCAUACAUUAACAUGUGAUCUUGCAGAAAGUUUAAAAUCUGGUGGAAAUUCGAUAAAAAAUGAAAUAUUUUUUGAUACAUUAAAAAUCAAACCAAAAAUGAGUCUUGAUGAAAUCAAACAACGAGCUAAAGAAAAACGUAUUAAUUUACGUUAUUAUGAUAAUGGAAGUAUUGGUAUUUCAUUAGAUGAAACAAUGAAUGAAAGUGAUGUAGCUGAUAUUAAAUAUGUAUUUAAUGUUGAGAAUAAAUCAUCGAAUGAAAAUACAACAGUUUCACGUGAUUUUGGUCAAUUGACUCGUCAAAGUCGUUUUCUUAAUGCUGAAGUUUUUAAUAAAUACCGAUCAGAAACGAAAUUAAUGCGUUAUAUGAAACAUUUAGAGAAUAAAGAUAUUUCACUUGUACAUUCAAUGAUACCACUUGGAUCAUGUACAAUGAAACUUAAUGCAGCUGCUGAAUUAACACCUGUUUCAUGGGCUCAUUUUAAUAGAAUUCAUCCAUUUGCUCCAUCUACUCAAUGGAAAGGUUAUGUUCGAUUAUUAAAUGAUCUCAAUCAAUUUUUAUGUGAAAUAACUGGUUAUGAUAAAAUAUCCUUUCAACCAAAUAGUGGUGCUCAAGGUGAAUAUGCUGGUCUACGUGUAAUACGAGCUUACCAUGAACACAAUGGUCAACCACAACGAAAAAUUUGUUUGAUUCCAACUUCUGCUCAUGGAACGAAUUUUGCAUCAGCAAUUAUGGCUGGAAUGAAAAUCGAAAAAGUUCCAGUGGAUAAAACAGGUGCUGUUGAUAUGAAACAUUUAGCACAAUUAGCAGCAAAACAUAAGGAUACACUUGCAUGUGGAAUUGUUACCUAUCCCAGUACAAAUGGAGUUUUUGAAGAAACAAUCAAAGAAUUUUGUGAUAUUAUCCAUAAGAAUGGCGGACAAAUUUAUCUUGAUGGAGCAAAUAUGAAUGCUCAAGUUGGUUUAUGUCGUCCAGGUGAUUAUGGUUCUGAUGUAUCACAUUUAAAUUUACAUAAAACAUUUUGUAUCCCACAUGGUGGUGGUGGACCAGGCAUGGGUCCUAUCGGAGUUAAAAAACAUCUUGCACCAUUUCUUCCAAACCAUCCAUUAUUGGACGCCAAUGCUGAUCAUAAUUCAAAAGAUUCAUUUGGUCCUGUAUCAUCAGCUCCAUUUGGUUCAGCAUCUAUUUUACCUAUAUCGUGGAUGUAUAUUCGAAUGAUGGGUGCAUCUGGUCUUCGUCGUGCAACAGAAACAGCUAUACUUAAUGCUAAUUAUAUCGCUAAACGUCUUGAAUCUUCAUAUAAAGUAUUAUUUCGUGGCCAUAAUGGUUUUGCUGCUCAUGAAUUUAUAAUUGAUGUUAGUCAUUUUAAAGAACGUACAGGUAUUGAUGCAGUCGAUAUUGCUAAACGUUUACAAGAUUAUGGUUUUCAUGCACCAACUGUAUCAUGGCCUGUAGCCGGUUCACUAAUGAUUGAACCAACUGAAUCAGAAGAUAAAAAUGAAUUAGAUCGAUACUGUGAUGCAUUAAUUGAAAUUCGAAAAGAAAUUACACAAAUCGAAAAUGGUGAAUAUGAUAAAAAAAAUAAUCCAUUAAAGAAUGCACCACAUUCUCAACAUAUUUUUCUUCAUGAAAAAUGGGUAUUACCAUAUUCAUUACAAAAAGCUGUUUUUCCAAUUCAUUUUGUUUCACCAAAUUAUAAAUUUUGGCCAUCAUGUGGACGUGUGAAUGAUGUUUAUGGUGAUAAAAAUUUAAAAUGUCGUGUUGAUUAA